UGAAUUGAGAUUCCACAGAGAGAGAUAGAGAUAGAGAGAGAACGUCUGGUAGGGAAUCGGGAUCGUCCCACCAGCUCCCUCCACACAGUCCACACACAGAGACGACGACCGGAAACCACGACGACGACGACGGCGAUCGGACCCUGGGCUACUGAGAUGACAUCAUCAUCGGGCGUUGGUGGAAGGUACAUGGCUUACUCGCCCUUGCCGUCGGCCCCUCUCUCUCCUCACCUCUCCGGCCUUCGGUCCGUCUCCUCGUCCGCCGCUCUCGUCGCCGAGCAAGAAAAAUACCUGUCUGAGCUAUUCGGGGAGCGUCAGAAGCUCGGUCCAUUCCUGCCUGUGCUGCCAAAUUGCUGCAGGUUGUUGAACCAAGAAAUAUUGCGUGUAACUACACUGUUGGGGAAUGCAUCAGUUUUAGGUCAAAGUGGACUUGAACAUGCUAGCCCCCUGGCUUCUGGAGGAAUGUUUUCAAAUGGAGGUGCCGAUAUGAACGGAUGGGCAUCACGGUUUCAAUCAGAAAUGUCAAGUUUAUUACAGCCCUCAUCAACACAAAAUUGGCUUAGUCCUCAAAGUAGCUCAUCUGGUCUAAUUGUUAAGCGGACAAUCAGAGUGGAUAUUCCCGUUGACAAAUAUCCUAAUUAUAACUUUGUUGGGCGGUUGCUAGGUCCUAGGGGUAACUCGCUUAAGCGAGUGGAAGCAACUACUGAGUGCCGUGUUCUGAUCAGGGGCCGUGGUAGCAUAAAGGAUCCAGCCAGGGAAGAUAUGAUGAGAGGUAAACCGGGGUAUGAACAUUUGAAUGAACCUCUUCAUAUACUAGUGGAGGCAGAACUACCAGUUGAAAUUGUUGAUGCUCGUUUAUUACAAGCGCGUGAAGUACUUGAAGAUCUGCUCAGGCCUGUGGAUGAAUCUCAAGAUUUCUAUAAGAAGCAGCAGUUGCGAGAGUUGGCAAUGCUCAAUGGUACACUUCGUGAUGAGGGUUCUCCCAUGUCUGGUUCUGUGUCACCCUUCAACAACAGUCUUGGUGGUAUGAAGAGGGCAAAGACCAGGGGGUAGUGGAUUCUCAUUAUUGGAGAGCUCUUGGAGCUUCUUUGUUAGUUUCUGCGAGUAAACAACAGUUCUCGCGCCACAGAUGUUGCUGUGUCAGCCAAUCCUCCAACUGCCAUCGGGGCACUGGCAACUCCAUUGUGUGCCGGUUCUAACUUGUUUCUAUAUGAAGUGUGUGUACCUACUGUUCAAGAGAGGUUAACGUAUCGCAUAGAAAGAGGACAGUUUGAUUUCAGGGGGUUUGCUUUGUAUGUUGCACUAAACAGUUUGGUCAGAGCAUUAGCUCUCCUAGGCUGUUGAAAAAACUAUUAUAAGUGUGUGAUGGCAGUUUUGUUGUGGUCAUGGGUUUAUGUGGACAAGUUAAGGAUGGUUUGUAUAUGAGUAGUGAGGCGAAAAAUAUGGUCUAACGCUGUUUUAUGGAUUGGAGUAUGGUGUACUAUUUUAGAUUGCAUUCUGUAGUAAUUAAAAAGCUUUCUUGAUGGUGUUCUGGGCAAGGUUGAUUCGUA
Rosa chinensis is the source of this 1550-nucleotide messenger RNA. Its product is annotated as KH domain-containing protein At4g26480. Gene Ontology annotation, cellular component: nucleus. Gene Ontology annotation, molecular function: mRNA binding. Lineage: Eukaryota; Viridiplantae; Streptophyta; Magnoliopsida; Rosales; Rosaceae. Bases 157 to 1053 code for a protein of 298 amino acids. The record is from RefSeq and is a predicted model, not a curated record. Gene Ontology annotation, biological process: regulation of mRNA splicing, via spliceosome. The transcript is spliced from 7 exons.